AUGCCUCGAGUUGGGCACCUCUCAUGCCUCGAGUUGGUCACCUUUGAUGCUUCGAGUUGGGCACCUUUGAUGCUCGAGCUGGGCACCUCUCAUGCCUCGAGUUGGUUGGGCGCCUCUCAUGCCUCGAGUUGGGGACCUUUGAUGCUUCGAGUUGGGCACCUCUCAUGCUUCGACUUGGGCACCUUUGAAGCCUCGAGCUGGGCACCCACCUUUGAUGCCUCGAGUUGGGCACCUCUCAUGCCUCGAGUUGGUCACCUGUCAUGUUUUGAGUUGGGCGCGUUUGAUGCCUCGAGUUGGGCACCUCUCAUGCCUGGAGUUGGGCAUCUAGCAUGCCUCGGGUUAUUGGGUUUCCUUGAUGCCUCGAGUUGGACACCUCUGAUGCCUGGAGUUGGUUUCCUGCCCGCAGUUGGGCACGUGAUGCAUCAAUCUAUAUUUCUUUUUAGCCUUGAGUUGGGCACCUCUGAUGCCUCUGGAGUUGCUUUCCUCUCCAGUUGGGCACCUUCGAUGCUUCCACUCCCACUUCGGCACCUCGAGUUGGGCACCUGUCCUGCCUCCAGUUGGGCAUCGUUGAUGCCUGGAGUUGGGCAUCUCUCAUGCCUCGAGUUGGGCGCCUCUCAUGCCUCGAGCUGGGGGCCUUUGAUGCUUCGAGUUGGGCACCUCUCAUGCGUGGACUUGGGCACCUUUGAAGCCUCGAGCUGGGCACCCGCCUUUGAUGCCUCGAGUUGGGCACCUCUCAUGCCUCGAGUUGGUCACCUUUGA
This is a messenger RNA of Cladocopium goreaui, 759 nucleotides long. The record is from the annotation of a GenBank genome assembly. Lineage: Eukaryota; Dinophyceae; Suessiales; Symbiodiniaceae.